AUGUGUUUAUAAUUGAUGAAUUUGAUUGAUUACUGUGAAAAGGAUUUGUUAUAUAAUGGAUGGGUCAGCAAAGACUAAGAAUUUGAUGAUAUCAAAAGAAGAUGAUGAUGAUAAGAAUGGGAAGAAGAUAAUAGAGAUAAAGGUUUUGUUCUUUGCUCGAGCGAGAGAUAUAGUUGGUAAGGCCGAUAUGAGGCUAGAGAUGCAACAGGGCAGCACGGCUAAGGAUUGCAUAAACAAGAUAAUCGGGGAAUUCCCAAGCUUGGAAGAUCUGAGAGGGUGCAUGGUUCUGGCUCUGAAUGAAGAAUAUGCUCAUGAAUCUGUGCUUGUUAAGGAUAGGGAUGAAUUGGCUUUCAUACCACCUAUAAGUGGAGGGUGAUUGAUUGACCAUUUCUUCUUUCACUCAUAUUUACUAUUUACUCAUGUAAAAGUAAAUAAAAAUAAGCCUUUUCUUCAAUUGGCAUGUUGUGCUCAAAUCCUGGAAUUGUAAAAUAGUUUUAAUUUGUUUGGGA
This is a messenger RNA of Impatiens glandulifera, 509 nucleotides long. RefSeq names its product molybdopterin synthase sulfur carrier subunit. The transcript has a single exon. NCBI's taxonomy places the organism in Eukaryota, Viridiplantae, Streptophyta, Magnoliopsida, Ericales, Balsaminaceae. Gene Ontology annotation, biological process: Mo-molybdopterin cofactor biosynthetic process. Bases 56 to 376 code for a protein of 106 amino acids. Gene Ontology annotation, cellular component: cytosol. The record is from RefSeq and is a predicted model, not a curated record.